UGGUACGUUUCUUUCAGAAAAAUAAGAAUCGUUGGCAAACAAACUGACGUAUAUACGCGCUAGUACUGGCUUACUUCUCAUGCUGUAUUAACGGACAACUUUCAUUAUUCCAAACUUAUAAAUAAAGCAAGAUGCUGCAGCACUUAUUGGGUGAUAUCAAUGUUAGCUCGUUGGUGAUAUUUUUCACUGCUUUUCUCGCUUUGUAUUACUGGUACACACGACCAAAGAACUUUCCACCAGGACCAAGAGGUGUUCCAUUUCUGGGAGUCAUACCUUUCCUUGGCAAUUACCCUGAACGUGUAAUGCGAAAAUGGAGCAAGAAAUAUGGACCUGUGAUGUCUGUACGUAUGGGACGAGAGGACUGGGUGAUACUCAAUGACUAUGAAAAUAUACAGAAGGCUUUAGUAAAGCAAGGACACAGCUUUUCUGGAAGGCCAGACAUACCUGUUUUUACGCAAAUUAAUAAUGGAAUGGGUUUGCUUACGGUUGAUUAUAAUGAUCAUUGGAAAAUGCAAAGACGAUUUGGAAUCACUACACUUAGAGGGUUUGGAGUUGGUAAGCGAAGCAUGGAGGAUCGUAUUGUGGAAGAAGUCGCCUACUUAAACGACGCUAUUCGUUCACACAACGACAAACCGUUUGAUAUACUGGGUGUUCUAAGCAACGCAGUUUCAAACAACAUAUGUAGCAUUGUGAUGGGAAGGAGAUUCGAUUAUGACGAUGAAAGAUAUAAAGAAAUAAUGUUUAGACUCUCCAGAAGGUUAGUCAAUGUUUAUUCAAACUCUAUCUAUAUUUUGUCUGUUUAAGAGUUACCAUAAUAU
Molecule: messenger RNA, 818 nt
Organism: Ciona intestinalis (vase tunicate)
Lineage: Eukaryota; Metazoa; Chordata; Ascidiacea; Phlebobranchia; Cionidae
Source: RefSeq, a predicted model, not a curated record